GAAGAGGAGGAGGAAAAUCUGGAUGAUCAGGAUGAGCAAGGGAACCUGAAAGGAUUCAUUAAUGAUGAUGACGAUGAGGAGGAGGAAGAGGAGGAAGAAGCCAGUGACUCUGGAGACUCUGAAGACGAUGUUGGCCACAAAAAGAGAAAGCGCACUUUUGAUGACCGCCUGGAGGACGACGAUUUCGACCUCAUCGAAGAGAACCUGGGCGUUAAAGUCAAACGACAAAAAUUCAGGCGCGUGCGGAAAAUGUCCGAUGAUGAGGAUGAUGAGGAGGAGGACUAUGGGAAGGAAGAGCACGAGAAGGAAGCCAUUGCUGAGGAAAUCUUUCAGGAUGGCGAAGGCGAGGAGGGAGGGGAAGCUGUUGAAGCUCCUGUUGCUCCACCAGAAGAAGAGGAGGAGGAGGAGGAAGAUGAAUCCGACAUCGAUGACUUCAUCGUCGAUGACGAUGGACAACCUCUGAAGAAGCCCAAAUGGCGAAAGAAGCUCCCUGGAUACACCGAUGCUGCCUUGCAGGAAGCCCAGGAAAUCUUCGGUGUGGACUUCGACUAUGAUGAGUUUGAGAAGUACAACGAGUACGAUGAAGAGAUGGAGGAGGAAUAUGAAUAUGAGGAUGAAGAGGCUGAAGGGGAGACCCGCGUCCGACCCAAAAAGACCGCCAAGAAGCGCGUCAGUCGCCGUAGCAUCUUUGAGAUGUACGAGCCCAGUGAGCUGGAGAGCAGUCACCUCACAGACCAGGACAACGAGAUACGCGUGACAGACAUGCCUGAGAGGUUCCAGUUGCGAUCCAUCCCAGUAAAGAGUGCUGAAGAUGACGAGCUGGAGGAAGAAGCUGACUGGAUUUACAGGAAUGCAUUUGCAACACCCACCAUCUCCUUGCAGGAAAGUUCUGACUACCUUGAUCGUGGACAAGCCGCCAGCAGCUUCAGCCGCAAGGGGCCCAGCACCAUCCAGAAGAUUAAAGAAGCCCUGAAUUUCAUGAGAAAUCAACACUUUGAGGUCCCAUUCAUCGCCUUCUACAGAAAGGAGUACGUAGAGCCAGAGCUGCACAUCAACGACCUGUGGAGAGUCUGGCAGUGGGAUGAGAAGUGGACCCAGCUGAAGAUCCGCAAGCAGAACCUGACACGUCUGUUUGAGAAGAUGCAAGCCUACCAGUAUGAGCAAAUAUCUGCUGACCCAGACAAGCCUUUGGCUGAUGGAAUAAGGGCCCUUGAUACUACUGACAUGGAGAGGCUGAAGGAUGUGCAGUCCAUGGACGAGCUGAAGGACGUGUAUAAUCACUUCCUGCUGUACUAUGGGCGAGACAUCCCCAAGAUGCAGAAUGCUGCAAAGGCUGCUCGAAAGAAGCAAAAGCGUAUCCGAGAGGAUGGUGAAGAGGAAGAAGGUGAAGGAGAGGAUGCUGAAGAUGAUGAGCAGAAAGGGCCUGAGCUGAAGCAGGCUUCCCGUCGGGAUAUGUACACCAUCUGUCAAACAGCUGGGCUGGACAGCCUGGCUAAAAAGUUUGGUCUGACACCCGAGCAGUUCGGAGAGAAUCUCCGAGACAGUUACCAGCGGCACGAGACGGAGCAGUUCCCUGCAGAGCCCCUGGAGCUGGCCAAGGACUACGUGUGUAGUCAGUUCCCAAGUCCGGAAGCUGUGCUGGAAGGAGCCCGGUACAUGGUGGCUUUGCAGAUAGCCAGAGAGCCUUUGGUCAGGCAGGUCCUGAGACAGACUUUCCAAGAAAGAGCUAAAAUCAACAUUUCACCAACCAAAAAGGGGAAGAAGGAUAUUGAUGAAGCCCACUAUGCCUAUUCCUUUAAAUACUUGAAGAACAAGCCUGUGAAGGAGCUGCGAGAUGACCAGUUCCUGAAAAUGAGCCUGGCGGAGGAUGAGGCGCUGCUGACUAUAGACAUCAGCAUUGACAUGAAAGGAGUGGAGGGUUACGGUAGCGACCAGACAUACUUCGAGGAAAUCAAACAGUUCUACUAUCGGGAUGAGUUCAGCCACCAGGUGCAGGAGUGGAAUCGGCAGCGUACUAUGGCCAUUGAGCGGUCCCUCAACCAGUUCCUCUACGUGCAGAUGGCUAAAGAGUUGAAGAACAAGCUGUUGGUGGAGGCCAAGGAGUAUGUCCUCAAGGCUUGCAGCCGCAAGCUGUACAACUGGCUAAAAGUAGCCUCAUACCGUCCUGAUCAGCAAGUGGAGGAAGAUGAUGAUUUCAUGGACGAAAACCAAGGGAAGGGGAUUCGGGUGCUAGGCAUUGCCUUCUCCUCAGCCAGGGACCACCCCGUGUUCUGCGCCCUUGUUAAUGGAGAGGGUGAGGUUACAGACUUCCUCCGAUUGCCACAUUUCACAAAGAGAAGGAAUGCCUGGCGUGAGGAAGAGAGAGAAAAGAAGGCACAGGAUAUUGAAACCUUGAAAAAAUUUCUUUUGAACAAGAAGCCUCACGUGGUGACAAUCGCAGGCGAGAACAGGGAUGCUCAGAUGCUGAUGGAGGAUGUAAAGAGAAUUGUUCAUGAGCUGGAUCAGGGGCAGCAGCUGUCCUCUAUAGGAGUGGAGCUGGUGGACAAUGAACUGGCCAUCCUCUACAUGAACAGCAAGAAGUCUGAGAAUGAGUUCCGGGAUUACCCACCUCUGCUGCGUCAAGCAGUCUCCCUUGCUCGUCGCAUUCAGGAUCCUCUCAUAGAGUUUGCCCAGGUCUGCAGCUCUGAUGAGGAUAUUCUCUGCCUGAAACUCCACCCUCUGCAGGAGCACGUGGUGAAGGAGGAACUGCUGAAUGCCCUCUACUGCGAAUUCAUAAACCGUGUGAACGAGGUGGGAGUGGAUGUCAAUCGGGCAAUUGCUCACCCUCACAGCCAGGCUUUGCUGCAGUAUGUGUGUGGCCUGGGACCACGCAAAGGCACUCAUCUGCUAAAGAUCUUAAAACAAAACAACACACGCCUGGAGAACAGGACCCAGCUGGUUACGAUGUGUCACAUGGGACCCAAGGUGUUUAUCAACUGUGCUGGCUUCAUCAAAAUUGACACAGCGUCGCUGGGCGAUAGUACUGAUUCCUACAUCGAAGUCCUAGAUGGUUCCAGAGUCCAUCCUGAAACCUACGAAUGGGCAAGAAAAAUGGCAGUAGAUGCCUUAGAAUAUGAUGAGUCAGCUGAGGAUGCUAAUCCUGCAGGAGCUCUAGAGGAGAUCUUAGAAAACCCCGAGCGACUGAAAGACCUGGAUCUUGAUGCCUUUGCUGAAGAACUGGAAAGACAGGGCUACGGUGACAAGCAUAUCACUUUGUAUGACAUUCGAGCUGAACUGAGCUGCAGGUACAAGGACCUGAGAACACCAUACCGUUCUCCAAACACAGAAGAGGUCUUCAACAUGCUGACCAAAGAAACUCCAGAGACUUUUUAUAUAGGUAAAAUGAUCAUCUGCAACGUGACCGGGAUAGCCCACAGGCGACCACAAGGAGAAAGCUACGACCAGGCAAUACGGAACGAUGAAACUGGCCUAUGGCAGUGUCCUUUCUGUCAGCAGGAUAACUUCCCAGAGCUCAGUGAGGUUUGGAAUCACUUUGACAGCGGUUCCUGCCCAGGUCAGGCCAUUGGAGUGAAGACACGUCUGGAUAAUGGCGUUGCUGGCUUCAUCCCAACAAAAUUUCUUAGUGAUAAGGUGGUCAAACGGCCAGAAGAAAGGGUGAAGGUGGGAAUGACUGUUCACUGCAGGAUUAUGAAGAUCGACAUUGAGAAGUUCAGUGCAGAUCUGACCUGCAGGACUUCUGACUUGGUGGAUAAGAACAAUGAGUGGAAACUGCCUAAAGACACCUACUAUGACUUUGACUCUGAGGCAGCAGAUCACAAACAGGAAGAAGACCUGAAAAGAAAGCAGCAGCGAACAACGUACAUCAAGAGAGUAAUUGCUCACCCGUCAUUCCACAACAUUAGCUUCAAGCAAGCUGAGAAGAUGAUGGAGACCAUGGACCAAGGGGACGUGAUUAUUCGGCCAAGCAGCAAAGGGGAGAACCACCUUACUGUCACCUGGAAGGUGAACGAUGGGAUUUACCAGCACGUGGAUGUCCGAGAAGAGGGCAAGGAGAACGCUUUCAGUCUGGGCUCCACGCUUUGGAUUAACACGGAGGAGUUUGAAGACCUGGAUGAAAUUGUCGCUCGCUAUGUCCAGCCUAUGGCUUCUUUUGCCAGAGACCUGUUGAAUCACAAAUACUAUCAGGAUUGCAACGGUGGAGACAAGAAGAAGCUGGAAGAGCUGCUGAUAAAGACCAAGAAAGAGAAGCCAACAUUUAUUCCCUACUUUAUCAGUGCCUGUAAAGAUCUACCUGGCAAAUUCCUCUUGGGAUAUCAGCCUCGAGGCAAACCAAGGAUAGAGUAUGUGACGGUCACACCAGAAGGAUUCCGCUACCGGGGCCAGAUCUUCCCUACUGUGAACGGACUCUUCCGAUGGUUUAAGGAUCAUUAUCAGGACCCUGUUCCAGGUAUUACCCCCAGCAGUAGCAGUCGGACCAGGACUCCAGCCUCCAUUAACGCUACUCCAGCUAACAUUAACCUGGCAGACCUGACCCGUGCAGUGAACGCCCUCCCGCAGAACAUGACCUCCCAGAUGUUCAGUGCCAUCGCUGCCGUGACGGGCCAGGGGCAGAACCCAAAUGCCACCCCUGCACAGUGGGCAUCCAGUCAGUAUGGCUACGGGGGCAGCGGAGGUGGCAGCAGCGCGUACCAUGUCUUCACGACUCCAGCACAGCAACCAGUGGCCACCCCUCUGAUGACCCCCAGUUACUCCUACACUACCCCCAGCCAGCCGAUCACGACCCCCCAGUACCAGCUGCAGGCCAACACCACACCCCAGUCCACCCAGUCCCAGACACAGUCGCAGCCAUCGUCCAGCUCCAGGCAGAGGCAGCAGCCAAAGACCAACAGCCACGCUGCGAUCGACUGGGGGAAGAUGGCCGAGCAGUGGCUCCAGGAGAAGGAGGCUGAACGGAGGAAACAGAAGCAGAGGUUGACUCCUCGCCCGUCCCCCAGCCCCAUGAUCGAGAGCACGCCCAUGUCCAUCGCCGGGGACGCCACGCCCCUGCUCGACGAGAUGGACCGAUAGGCUGUGCUGGACCUGGUCUGUGACCUCCGCUCCCUUCUCUCGGAAAGGGAAGGGAGAGCGAACAGUUGAAAACAACUUCCCUUCCCUUAGCCACGUAACUCCUGUUUUAUACGUCAUGAGAUGGUGGGAAAUGACUCUUGGUGAUGUGCACCUGAGCGAACGAAUAGACUUGGCAGGGCUGGUCUAAAUAUAUAUAUACUAUAUAUAUAUAAAUAUAUCAUAGGAAAGGACAACUGCAGUGGCCUCUGCGUUCCAGGUCCCUGGUUCACCACUCGGAAGCUCGGCAGAGCAGUUACAAGGUCAAAUGAGUCCAUCCUUUUACGCGCACAGCAGUCUGCUUUCACAGCGAAGACCAGGAAGCAAACGUAGCUGAAACUGCAGACCACUGGCCUGGAGUGAGCCUGUUUUCUUUGGAUUCUCCCAAACCCUGACUGUCGGCUCUCCUCGUCCAGAGCGCGCGAAGCAAAGUCACUGGGGUUGUGACAAGCUAACCAGAGUUCUCAAAAGGUUUCUGUUGUUGUUUGUUCGCUCCGUGGUUUCACGUGUAACAGGCUCUGCAAAGUCUGUGCCAACCCCCAGGCGUGUUCGUAGGGGUCUCGCGCAGCAGCUCUGGGGGUAGGGGUCUUGCCGGAGAGAAACGCAGCUGUUGUACCAAAAGGUUGCUCUCCUCUGGCUUCUUUUGGAUCAAUAUUUAUUUAGUUUUUUGGGUUUUUUUGUUUUGUUUUGUUUUUAAAUCAGAGUGCGAAGCGAAACCCCAGGCACCAGCAGCUUUCCCAAGCAUGGGCCAGACACUCGGGCUGAAACGCCGCGAGAGCAGCCGCUCGUAUGGCGGAGGGGGACGUAAAGCAGCUGAGCGCAUGGCAUCCUCCUCCGCGUCUGCUUAACCCUGCCCACUUGUAACCAAAAGGGGUGAAUAAAUAGUGUUUCUACUGAACGCUACUCGAGAGGUUUUCUGUCUGCACCCCGCGCUGCCUGCCUGCCCUCUCCUCUUAGCCCCGGGUUGGCCGCAGGAGCAGAGUUCAGCGCUGAAAGCCGCCGCUCCUUCCUCCUUUGUUGCUUGGAGUUGCCUUCUGUGUGCCGAAACUUUCAUGGAGAAGCUGGUUUCUGUUGAGCUGAUUAAAAAAAAAAAAUUGUUUUGUUCUGAUGUAUUGUAUAGAGACAUCAUGCACGCGUACCGGCACCUCGCAAGGCCCGCACGUCUCUCACUGGCUGGGGGAGGUACCGGGGGCCUGGGAGGGGGCAGAUGAUGCGGAUAACUCCUGUUAUAACUUCUGUCACGUCAGGAACUGCCAGCGCUGAGAGGCAUUUCUGAACUGGAAACUUUCUGCUGCACACACUUUCCCCUCUCCUCCUUUGUUCGUAGGGAUUUUCUAUGGAAGCAGGGUCUUUGUUCCUCCGAGUGCUCCUGGUUAGCCUCCUCUUCGCUAGGAAAUGAGCAAGAACAGCAGCUCCGGAUAAACAAAGGUCUUUUUUGCAUGUAAAUGCUCCUGAAGAAUGGCAGCAACGCAGGAGAACAAAGCAAAGCAGUUUCCAAAGAGAAAUGCAGGUCCUGGCUUCCACGCCAUCUCCUCUGGGGUGCUGGGGGCUGACACGGCCAUGUCCCUCCUGCAGCCGCAGGCCGGGAUGGGGCCGUGCCGGGGUGGCUUGCAGGUGUACUAACCUUGUGCUAUUUUUUUAUUUUAUUAAAUGCUACGAUGGGAAUUUUACCAAGGAUGUCUCUGACCCGUACCGGGGGGCUAGUUGUGCAUUGUCGGCUCCUUUUCAGCUUUGUUUUUAGUUUCCCCGUACCGUCAAUAAAAUUCUACUUUUGGGAA
This is a messenger RNA of Cygnus atratus (black swan), 6881 nucleotides long. It is a transcript of the gene SUPT6H, whose product is annotated as SPT6 homolog, histone chaperone and transcription elongation factor. The record is from RefSeq and is a predicted model, not a curated record. Gene Ontology annotation, biological process: transcription elongation-coupled chromatin remodeling; mRNA transcription by RNA polymerase II; transcription elongation by RNA polymerase II. Lineage: Eukaryota; Metazoa; Chordata; Aves; Anseriformes; Anatidae. Gene Ontology annotation, molecular function: nucleosome binding; histone binding; DNA binding. Gene Ontology annotation, cellular component: transcription elongation factor complex. Bases 250 to 5067 code for a protein of 1605 amino acids. The transcript has 35 exons.